This is a messenger RNA of Eptesicus fuscus (big brown bat), 4312 nucleotides long. It is a transcript of the gene PAPLN, whose product is annotated as papilin, proteoglycan like sulfated glycoprotein. Gene Ontology annotation, cellular component: extracellular matrix. The coding region runs from base 16 to 3678 and encodes 1220 amino acids. Gene Ontology annotation, molecular function: metalloendopeptidase activity; serine-type endopeptidase inhibitor activity. The transcript is spliced from 25 exons. The record is from RefSeq and is a predicted model, not a curated record. Gene Ontology annotation, biological process: extracellular matrix organization. NCBI's taxonomy places the organism in Eukaryota, Metazoa, Chordata, Mammalia, Chiroptera, Vespertilionidae.
CUCCCGCAGGCCGACAUGCAGCUGCUCCCGCUCGUGGCCCUGCUGCUGGCCCCGGCGCCCGGGGCCUCGGCUCCCAAGGUGAGGCGGCAGAGCGACAGCUGGGGCCCCUGGGGGGACUGGAGCCCCUGCAGCCGGACCUGCGGAGGGGGCAUCAGCUUCAGGGAGCGCUUCUGCUCCUCGCAGAGGAGAGAUGGGGGCUCCAGCUGCGUGGGCCCCACUCGCAGACACCGCUUUUGCCACAUCGAGAGCUGCCCCCCAGGUGCCCGCGACUUCCGGGCAGAGCAGUGCGGGGAGUUCGACAGCCGCGAGUUCCAGGGCCGCCGGUACCGGUGGCUGCCCUACUACGCGGCCCCAAACAAGUGUGAGCUGGCCUGCAUCCCCAAGGGGGAGAGCUUCUACUACAAGCACAGGGAGGCCGUGGUGGACGGGACGCCCUGCGAGCCUGGCAAACGGGACGUCUGUGUGGAUGGCGUCUGCCGGGCGGUGGGCUGUGACCACAAGCUCGACUCGUCAAAGCAGGAGGACAAGUGUCUGCAGUGUGGGGGCGACGGCACGACCUGCCGCCCGGUCACCGGCACCUUUGACGUCAGUGACCUCAGCAGAGGCUACAACCAGAUCCUCAUCGUUCCCGCGGGGGCCACCAGCAUCCGCAUCGAGGAGGUGGCUGCCAGCAGGAAUUUCCUGGCGGUGAAGAGCAUCCAGGGUGAGUACUACCUCAACGGGCACUGGACCAUCGAGGCCGCCCGCGCCCUGCCCGUGGCCAGCACCAUCCUGCACUACGAGCGGGGUGCCGAGGGGGACCUGGCACCGGAGCGGCUCCAUGCCCGCGGCCCCACCUCGGAGCCCCUGGUCAUCGAGCUCAUCAGCCAGGAGUCCAGCCCCGGCGUGCGCUACGAGUACCACCUGCCCCUGAGCACCCCCCGGCCCGGCUUCAGCUGGAGCCACGGCUCGUGGAGCGACUGCAGUGCUGAGUGUGGCGGAGGUCACCAGUCCCGCCCAGUGUUCUGCACCAUCGACAAUGAGGUCUACCCUGACCACAUGUGCCAGCACCAGCCACGGCCGGCCACCCACCGCCCCUGCAGCCCUCACUCCUGCCCGCAGACCCAGCGCUGGAAGACAGGGCCCUGGACACCCUGCUCGGCCUCCUGCGGAGGUGGCUCCCAGUCCCGCUCCGUCUACUGCGUCUGGUCCGAUGGGGCCGGCGGCCAGGAGGCCAUGGAGGAGGCCCAGUGCGCCGGCCUGCCGGGGAAGCCCGCCACCACCCAGGCCUGCAACCUGCAGCGCUGCGCAGCCUGGCGGGAGGAGCCCUGGGGGGAGUGUUCUGUCAGCUGCGGCGCCGGCAUCCGGAGGAGGAGCGUCACUUGCCGGGGCGAUGAGGGGUCCCUGCUGCAUGCCGCAGCCUGCUCCUUUAAGGACCAGCCGCCUCUCACUGAGCCCUGUGUGCAUGACGACUGUCCCCGCCUCAGUGACCAGGCCUGGCACGUGGGCGCCUGGAGUCUAUGCUCCAAGAGCUGCGGCUCGGGCACUCGGAGACGGCAGGUGGCGUGUGCCAUUGGGCCACCCGGCCACUGCGGGAGCCUGCAGCUGCGGAAGCCUGCAGAGGUGGAGCCCUGUAACACGCAGCCCUGCCCGCUUCCUCCGGAUUCCAGAGACCAGUGGUGGGCCCCCCGGGAGCAACCCUCAACUCCGGGUAACCCCAGAGGAGACCAGGGCCCCCACCUGCCAGCCCCAGGCCCAGCCUCCUCUCUGCCGCAGUCCCCAAAACAGCAGCCCCUGUGGUCUGGCUCGGGACCCCAGGACUGCAGGCACAGCCCCCACGGGUGCUGCCCCGAUGGCCACACGGCCUCUCUCGGGCCGCAGUGGCAAGGCUGCCCUGGGGCCUCUUGUCAGCAGAGCAGGUACGGGUGCUGCCCUGACGGGGUGUCUGUGGCCGAGGGGCCCCAUCAAGCUGGCUGCGCCAAGUCUUACGGCGGGGACAGGAGGCAGUCGGGGUCGAGAGCAGUGGCCUCCACAGUGCCCCGGGCCCACCAGCCCCAGGCCCAGCAGAGUGAGCCCACCGAGUGCCGCGGCUCCCAGUUUGGCUGCUGCUAUGACAACGUGGCCUCUGCAGCAGGCCCUUUUGGGGAAGGCUGUGUGGGCCAGCCCAGCUACGCCUACCCCGUGGGGUGCCUGCUGCCCAGCGCCCUCGGCUCCUGCACAGACUGGGCCCCCCGCUGGUACUUCAUCGCCUCUGUGGGCCGGUGUAACCGCUUCUGGUACGGUGGCUGCCACGGCAAUGCCAACAACUUUGGCUCGGAGGAGGAGUGCAUGAGCAGCUGCCGGGGGGCUCAACACGCACCCCGCCAACCCGAGCCCGGGGCCGCUGGCCAGAGCACCCACAGAGCUGGUGGAGGCAGCAGUCCCGGAGGCCAGCGGGAGGCCGGCCAGCACCGGCCCGGGGCCGUGCACCACCCCCAGACCUCAGGAGAACGGCCCUGGGGCCCGGAGCUGGGGUCCAGCACCCCAGGACUGGGCGGAGAUGCUGGGCGGCCAGCACCACCCUCCCACAGCUCCUCCCACAGGGUGAGCGUGGCGGGCGCGGAGCCCUCCCUGGUGCAGGCGGCCCUGGGGCAGGCGGUGCGGCUCUUCUGCCCGGAAGUGGCCUCCAUGGACCUCCCGACCAGGUGGCAGAAGGACGGGCAGCACCUCUCCUCUGACAGACACAGGCUGCAGCCUGAUGGCUCCCUGGUCAUCAGCCCCCUGCGGGCAGAGGACGCUGGCAUCUACAGCUGUGGCGCCAGGCCAGGCCGGGACUCUCCGAAGAUCCAGCUUCGCAUCACGGGGGGUGACGUGGCCGUGCCAAGGCACUUCCCUCAGACCGGGGACCCUGCCCAGGGCCACCAUCCUCAGGACUCCAGCCUAGGGAGGGAUGCUGGGGACCUGGGGGCCAUCUCCUCUCCUCACCCACGGCCCUCGACCAGGCUGCGCCUGGACCAGAGCCAGCCUGGGGUGGUGGACGCCCAUCCCGGCCAGCGGAUCCGGUUGACCUGUCGCACUGAGGGCUUCCCACCCCCGACCAUCGAGUGGCAGAGAGAUGGGCAGACCCUCUCUUCUCCCAGACACCAGCAGCAGCCUGAUGGCUCUCUGGUCAUCAGCCAAGUGGCUGUGGAAGAUGGCGGCUUCUACACCUGUGUCGCCUUCAAUGGGCAGGACCGAGACCAGCGCUGGGUCCAGCUCAGAGUUCUGGGGGAGCUGACAAUCACAGGGCUGCCCUCCACGGUGACGGUGCCAGAAGGUGACACGGCCAGGCUGCUGUGUGUGGUGGCAGGAGAAAGUGUGAACAUCAGAUGGUCCAGGAACGGGCUGCCGAUACGGGCCGAUGGCCACCGUGUCCACCAGUCUCCAGAUGGCACUUUGCUGAUCCACAACCUGCGGGCCGGGGACCAGGGCUCCUACACGUGCAGCACGUACCGUGGCAGCCAGGCCGUCAGCCGUAGCACCGAGGUGAAGGUGGUGCCACCAGCACUGGCCGCCCAGCCCAGGGACCCUGGCAGGGAUUGCAUGGAUCAGCCGGAGCUGGCCAACUGUGAGCUCAUCCUGCAGGCCCGGCUCUGUGGCAAUGAGUAUUACUCCAGCUUCUGCUGUGCCAGCUGUUCACGUUCCCAGCCGCAUGCUCAGCCGGUCUGGCAGCAGGGAUGAAGGCUGGCUCCAGCCCCAGUUCUGAAACAACUCGUAGGGCUGGGGAGAAGGGCAGGGAGACUCACUCUCCCCUCUGUGGCUGGCAAGGGAGUUAUCUUCUGGAGACACCCCACCCCACCCAGCCAGUGUUUAGCCUCAGCAGAGGCCAGAUCAGCAUCUCUGACAUGACCAAAGAUAGCUGAGUUGUCACGGAGAGAAAUCUGUUUAGAUUAGGAUACCCUUUACUUUACAACUUCCCUCUAUAAUUUCUGUUACACAGCAUCAGUUCACUGCGUUUUAAAAUGAGCUACUAGGGUUCUCACUUCAUGUAAAGCUGGAUAGGGAGGUGCAUAACUAUUUCAAAGUAAACACCUACCUAACUCCUACUGUGACAGGGAAGGGUUCUUUGCUAGAACUAGAUCUCAUCUGGGGUCAAACAGUGGUCUAUUGCUCUAGUCCCUUUCUCAACCUUCUAGGUAGUAAAUAGCAACCAGCUUCAAGCCCAUCUGUGCCUAUGGGUAACAGCAUAAUGUUGGUGAAAGCUCUCAGGAAAGUAGACUAUAAGGUAAGGCUCAGAUAGGGAUUUAGUAUGAAAGGGUAGCAGUUGCAUUAUCUGAGCAUGAAAGAACUGUAAAAGCUUCUUACUUUCAUCGGG